This is a messenger RNA of Clunio marinus, 5277 nucleotides long. NCBI's taxonomy places the organism in Eukaryota, Metazoa, Arthropoda, Insecta, Diptera, Chironomidae. The record is from the annotation of a GenBank genome assembly.
AUGUGCGGGGGCUCCGAUGGCAACACAUCAUUUCUCCGAGCUGCACGUGCCGGAAAUCUCGAGAAAGUUUUGGAGCAUCUUAAGAACAAUAUUGAUAUUAAUACAUGCAAUGCUAAUGGCUUUAAUGCACUACAUUUGGCGUCUAAAGACGGACAUGUAACCGUCGUUUCCGAACUAUUAAGUCGUGGUGCGCUUGUCGAUGCUGCAACUAAAAAGGGAAAUACAGCAUUACACAUCGCUUCAUUGGCGGGACAGGAAGAAGUUGUAAAGCUUCUGAUUCAACACAGCGCGUCAGUGAAUGUUCAAUCGCAAAAUGGAUUCACGCCUUUGUACAUGGCAGCGCAAGAGAAUCACGAUAGUGUCGUUAAACUUUUGCUUGCGAAUGGCGCCAAUCAAAGCUUGGCUACUGAAGAUGGCUUCACACCAUUAGCUGUUGCUAUGCAGCAAGGUCAUGAUAAAGUCGUUGCCGUACUACUCGAAAGUGACACUCGCGGUAAAGUUCGGUUACCUGCGUUGCACAUCGCUGCAAAGAAGGACGAUGUGAAAGCAGCAACAUUGUUGUUAGAAAACGAUCACAAUCCCGACGUGACAUCAAAAUCAGGAUUUACUCCUUUACACAUUGCAUCUCAUUAUGGCAAUGAAGCGAUCGCUAAUUUAUUGAUUCAAAAAGGCGCUGACGUUAAUUAUGCUGCAAAACAUAACAUUAGUCCACUUCAUGUCGCUGCUAAGUGGGGAAAAACGAAUAUGGUUGGAUUGUUGUUGGAGAAAGGCGCCAACAUUGAAAGCAAAACACGAGACGGUUUGACGCCGUUACAUUGUGCAGCACGUUCGGGACAUGAACAAGUCGUUGAUAUGCUUUUGGAACGAGGCGCUCCAAUCAGCUCGAAGACAAAGAAUGGUCUGGCACCGUUGCAUAUGGCAGCACAAGGUGAACACGUCGAUGCUGCAAGAAUUCUUCUUUACCAUCGUGCGCCAGUCGAUGAAGUCACUGUCGACUAUUUGACAGCUCUUCAUGUUGCUGCCCACUGUGGACAUGUACGAGUCGCUAAACUUCUUCUUGAUCGCAAUGCUGAUGCGAAUGCUCGUGCAUUAAAUGGUUUUACUCCAUUGCAUAUUGCUUGCAAGAAAAAUCGCAUAAAAGUCGUUGAAUUGCUUUUGAAACAUGGCGCAAGCAUCAGUGCAACCACUGAAAGUGGUCUGACACCUUUACAUGUUGCAUCAUUUAUGGGAUGCAUGAACAUUGUCAUCUAUUUAUUGCAACACGAAGCUAGUCCCGAUGUUCCAACUGUUCGUGGGGAAACGCCAUUGCAUUUGGCGGCAAGAGCUAAUCAAACUGACAUCAUCCGUAUUCUCCUACGUAAUGGUGCUCAAGUCGAUGCUCGUGCACGUGAACAACAAACACCAUUACACAUUGCAUCACGAUUGGGUAACGUUGACAUUGUCAUGUUGUUGCUUCAACAUGGCGCUCAAGUUGAUGCUGUCACUAAGGACAUGUACAGCGCACUGCACAUUGCAGCGAAAGAAGGACAAGAUGAGGUUGCUGGUGUUUUAUUAGACAAUGGAGCUCAGAUCGAUGCAACUACUAAGAAAGGCUUCACUCCAUUGCAUUUGACAGCAAAAUAUGGAAACAUUAAAGUCGCCCAAUUAUUGUUGGCAAAGGAUGCGCCAGUUGAUGCGCAAGGCAAGAAUGGCGUCACACCGUUGCAUGUCGCAAGUCACUAUGAUCAUCAGAAUGUUGCAUUGCUGUUGCUUGAGAAAGGUGCGAGUCCACAUGCCACUGCCAAGAACGGUCAUACUCCGUUGCAUAUUGCCGCUCGCAAGAAUCAAAUGGACAUCGCAACUACUUUGUUGCAGUAUGGAGCGCAAGCUAAUGCCGAAAGCAAGGCUGGCUUCACUCCUUUGCAUUUAAGCUCGCAAGAAGGUCACACCGACAUGUCAAGCUUAUUAUUGGAACAUAAAGCAAAUCCCGAUCAACAAGCACGCAACGGCUUGACACCAUUACACUUAUGUGCACAGGAAGACAAGGUUCAAGUCGCCCAAAUUCUCGUCAAACACGGUGCAAACAUUGAAGCACAAACCAAAGCUGGUUACACUCCAUUACAUGUCGCAUCUCAUUUCGGACAAAAUAACAUGAGUGGACAAACUCCUUUGCACAUUGCACAGAAGCUCGGCUAUAUCAGCGUGUUUGAUUCAUUGAAACCUGUCACUAAAGAAGAAUCAACAAUGUCAACAUCAAUGACCGAUGAGAAAUAUCGUGUCGUUGCACCCGAAGCCAUGCAUGAGACAUUCAUGUCAGACUCGGAAGAAGAAGGCGAUGCAAAUGAAUUAGUCUUAGGCACAUCCAUUGGCUUUAAUUUAGAUCAGCAAUCAAAUGGUAGUCACAUCUACCUUCCUUAUCAUAAUGGUGAUAGUAUGAUACGAGAAGACACUGCUUUGUCUGAUCAACCUUAUCGCUACUUAACAGUCGAUGAAAUGAAGUCAUUGGGUGAUGAUUCACUUCCAAUUGAUGUUACACGUGAUGAACGUGUUGAUAACAAAAUGGUUCAUUCAACUGAUUCAGCAAUGGCAACAUCACAUCCACCACAAGCUUUGGAAGAUUCCAUCAGUCCCCAACACGUUACAAUGCAACAAACAAGUGCUCGCAUUGUCACAGAUUACACAACAGCAACUGAUAACGUUGUCAUUGAUCGUCAUCCACAACAAAUCGGCUUCUUGGUUUCCUUCCUGGUUGAUGCACGCGGUGGAGCGAUGCGUGGAUGUCGUCACAGUGGUGUUCGCAUUAUUGUUCCAGCACGUUCAGCAGCACAACCAACACGAAUUACUUGUCGGUAUGUUAAACCGCAACGAACUAUGCAUCCACCGCCUUUAAUGGAAGGCGAAGCUUUGGCAAGUCGCGUCUUGGAACUUGGACCAGUUGGAUCGAAAUUUUUGGGACCAGUCAUUAUGGAGGUUCCACAUUUUGCAUCACUUCGUGGAAAAGAACGUGAAAUUGUCAUUUUACGAUCUGACAAUGGCGAAACAUGGCGUGAACAUACAAUUGAGAAUUCUGAUGAAAUUAUUAGUGAAAUCUUGAACGAUUGCUUUGAGCCAGAAGACAUCGCUCAAAUGGAUGAAUUAGGUGGCGGUCGCAUCUGUCGUUUUGUCACUUAUGAUUUCCCACAAUACUUUGCAGUUAUUUCGCGUAUUCAUCAAGAAGUCCACGCAAUUGGACCUGAAGGCGGUAUGGUCUCGAGCACAGUCGUGCCACAAGUCCAAGCCGUCUUCCCACAAGGCGCACUCACGAAGAAAAUUAAAGUUGGAUUGCAGGCGCAACCAAUUGAUCCCGAUUUAACAGCGAAAUUAUUAGGGCGUGGUGUUGCAGUCUCACCUGUGGUAACUGUUGAGCCACGACGUCGUAAGUUCCACAAAGCUAUCACUUUGAGUAUCCCAACACCGCGCGCUCAUAGCCAAGGAAUGAUUAAUCAAUAUUCCGGAAAUGCACCAACACUGCGUCUUUUGUGUUCGAUAACAGGAGGUACAACACGGGCACAAUGGGAAGACGUUACUGGGUCAACGCCUCUCACAUUUGUUAAUGACUGCGUCUCAUUUACAACAACUGUCUCAGCCAGAUUCUGGUUGAUGGAUUGUCGUAACAUUGCUGAUGCUACAAAAAUGGCUACCGAACUCUACAGGGAAGCCAUUCACGUUCCUUUCAUGGCAAAAUUUGUUGUGUUUGCGAAACGCGUUGAUCCGAAUGAAGCUAGAUUGCGUGUUUUCUGCAUGACCGAUGAUCGUGAGGAUAAAACACUUGAACAACAAGAACAUUUCACGGAAGUAGCGAAAAGUCGUGAUGUUGAAGUUCUCGAAAAUAAAAUUCAAUACUUGGAGUUGGCUGGAAAUCUUGUUGCAAUUACAAAGUCAGGAGAUCAACUUCAAUUCCCUUUCAAGGCAUUUAAAGAAAAUCGUUUGCCUUUCUCGGUUCGUGUUAAAGAUCAACAUGCUGAUACAGUUGGUCGUGCAUUGUUUAUGCGUGAACCUAAAGUUGCUAAAGGUGAAUCACCACAAUCACCAAUUUGCAUUUUAAAUAUUCAAGCUCAAGCUAUGUUGAAAUUGUUCCAGAAUAAAAAGCAAGACAUCAACAUUCUUGAAAACGGUUUACGUGCAAUUGGACGUGAUGAUAUUGUUGAUCGCUGUCUGACACAAACGUUAACCACGACAACAACAACGACAACUCAAGUGAUAAAACGUCAUCCAAAACGCACAAGUGAAGCUAAUGGCUAUGAAGAAGGUGACAUGAUCAAAGAUUCGGAAUCUUUAGAAGAGUUGACGAAGAAACGAUAUGGUCGUUAUGAACAUGAUGAAAGCAAAUAUUCAGCUGAAGAGAAAGCAAUCGAUUCGGAAGAUGACGAUGAAGUUGUUAAGAGAACAGUCGCUGAAAGACGUGAGAAGAUUGUUAAGCGUCUUUCUGGUGAACAGAAAGCUCCACCAUCAGCACAAAAGAAAGAAAUUGUUGAAGAAAUCAUCACAAUUAAACGACAAAGUUUAAUCGAUGACACGAGAGCCAAACAUGAAGAUGAAAUUCUAAUGCAGAAACCUGUUGAUAACUCUUACAAGUCUGCCGUUGUUCCCGAGCAAGUCGUCAAACUUAAGACAACAACACAUGACAGUUCAUCAGUUGACAAGUCUGAUUUUGAGAAAGAACUUCAGGACAAGUUCCAGAAGACUUUGGGUGAUGUCGAUAAGUUUGAACAUCAAUACAAACAAGAAGUUAUUCCAGCAACACAUAAUUUCCUUGCUUCAGAGAUUCAACAUGCAGGCUUUGACGACUCUCCAGUAAAGACAGUCAAAAAGACGACAACAAUCACUGAAACUGUUUCUGGUGAUACAAAUGGAAAGUUUACAACAGAACGUGAUAAUUCACCUGUCGUGAAGAAACGUGAAGUCGUAACAACAACUUAUACUGAUGAUGAUGGUUUCACGACAACACAAACUAAAACUGUUUACGAUCAAGGUGAAGACAUUACUCGAGAAUUCCUUGCAAGAGAAACUAUGGAUCCACGAGUUGUUGAUGAUAUUUUGGAAGAAGCACGUCAGAAAGCCGGCACCAUUCAGAGUAAAGUGACGACAAAAACAACAACAGUUCCAGGAGAAACCAAAGAAACAAUAACCACUACGACAACCGUACGAACGAUCGAAAGUAUUAAUCUCGAUGAUGUCAGUGAUGGACGUCGUGAUUACUCCGAUGAUGAAGAGCUCAUAAAAGGAAAGAAAGUGGAAUCGGGUAAGGGAAAAGAUUAA